Molecule: messenger RNA, 318 nt
Organism: Helobdella robusta
Lineage: Eukaryota; Metazoa; Annelida; Clitellata; Rhynchobdellida; Glossiphoniidae
Exons: 3
Coding region: 1-318 (105 amino acids)
Molecular function (GO): calcium ion binding
Source: RefSeq, a predicted model, not a curated record
AUGGCUGGACAGAAAUUGACACCCGAAUACGUGAAGCGAGUCAGAGAGAUAUUUGAUGUAUUUGACAUCGAACAUAACGAAAAUGAUGAGAUGUCCAUAGACCACAUGGGUUUGAUCAUCAGAGCGUUUGGCCAGAUUCCAUCCGAAGAAGAAGUUCAGGAAAUUAUCGACGAAGUAGAUGCUGAUGGUAAUAGGAGGUUGUUGUUCUCGGAGUUGCUGGACUUGUUGGCGGGACUGCCGCCGAACGAGCGAGGCAGUAGAGAGGAGUUGGAGCAGGCGUUUGAAAUUUUCAAGGAGAGAGAGGUUCGACUGAUUUGA